UUGUAUUUUGACGUAUAAUAGCUAGCUACUUUUCUUUUUGUUUCAUUCUUGGUAGAAAACCAGCAAACGAGUGACUUUUCGGAGGAACUGUAUCUUGUCACCCUCCGUAUACUGGUGUCAUAGUUUUUAUCUUGAAGACAAUCAACACUGACACAUAUUCGUUGAACGAGUUAGACUAUGCAUAUUUAGUUCUAAUACAGGCUAGCUAGCUGGCUCUGGCUGGCACACAGUAAAGCAGUUGAAAGUGAAAUAGCUGGCUAACUUGGCUGCGAUGGAGGAAUUGAGCGCAGAUGAGAUUCGCAGAAGGCGAUUGGUUCGACUGGCAGGGGGACAGACAUCACAGCCCAGCACCCCUCUCAGCACACCCCUGACAUCCCCACAGAGAGAGACUCCACCUGGACCCCUCCAUGGACACUCAGGUGCCACACCCCAGCCCCUGCCACCAGCUGCCUCCCAAUCAUUGGGGCUCAUUGUCCACAGUGGUACCCCUGCCACAUCCCCUAUGGGCAACUCUGGGGUGGCAUAUGGUAGUCAGAGCAGUGAGGGUGUCAGCUCCCUCUCCAGCUCCCCCUCCAACAGCCUUGAGACUCAGUCCCAGAGUUUGUCCCGAUCACAGAGCAUGGACAUUGACACUGCCUCCUGUGAAAAGAGCAUGUCCCAGGUGGAUGUGGACUCAGGGAUAGAGAACAUGGAGGUGGAGGACAGCGAUCGCAGGGAGAAGAGGAACUUAACUGAAAAGGAAACCUCUGCAAACUCAGACGUCUCUGAAGAACAGGCUUUGCAGCUCAUUUGUAAGAUCCUCCGCGUAUCGUGGAAGGAGCAGGAUAGAGAUGUCAUCUUUCUCCCUUCACUGGCUGCAGAGUUCCACCAGAACUCUAAAGAUGCAUACUCCGACUUCAAAGACCUGAUCGGCCAGAUCCUGAUGGAAGUUUUAAUGAUGUCCACCCAGUCACGUGUCCACAACCCCUUCGCCAGUUUGACCGCCACCUCUCAGCCAAUUGCAGCAGCCAAAUCUCCCGACCACCGUCUGACGCUGGUGCAGCCCUCCAGCCUAGGUGGCAGUCCCAUGGGCCCCAGUGCAGGGUCCUUUGGAGCCAGCUCUCUGUCCAGUCUGUAUGGGUGUGGUAGUCCUCACCCAAUGGCUUUGGAUGCAGCCAAGAGGACUUCUCCAUCUCUUCCCACUCCUACUACAUCCUCUGUACCUUCCACACCCUCUACCCCACAAUUCAUUGUUCCACCCAGCCCAUCCGUUACUACCACGCCAAGACACUCCCUCAACCCUCCAUCUGCCCCCAUGCCCAUCUCCCAACGCUAUCGGCCUUACUCUGUCAACUCUCCCUGGGGGGUUCCUUCCCCAUCUAGCUCUGGUCAAAGAGGAUUUAGUUUCAUUGGACCCUCUCCUAACCCUGCAGGGCCCUCUGUUCCUCCCAACACCCCAGUCCCUGUGCCACCACCCAGCCCCCAAUCAAAUACCCAGCAGACCGCCUUUGGUUCCAGGAUCCCACCGUCUAGCCCCUUGUCCUUCCUGUUCUUUGCCCUGUCUGACAUGUCACAGGACAGCAGUGAUGAAGAUUCUGAGGAGGAGGAGGAUUUUGCACGGGUUCAGUUUGGGUCCAGUCUUGGUGCAUGUGGAGGGGGGAUGUCCUGCGAUUCAGCCAGCGACCGCUUCACCAUUGAGGCAUGCAAAGAGACAGAGAUGCUGAACUACCUCAUUGAGCGUUUUGACAGUGUUGGCAUGGAGGAGAGGAAAGCUCCCAAGAUGUGCAGCCAACCAAAUGUCAGCCAGCUUCUCAGCAACAUUCGCUCUCAGUGUAUUUCUCACGUUGCCCUGGUCCUCCAAGGCACCUUGACACAGCCUCGAAACCCUCUCCAGCAGUCUCUGCUGGUACCUUAUAUGCUGUGUCGGAACCUUCCAUACGGCUUUAUUCAGGAGCUGGCGCGCAUUACCCACCAGGAGGAGGAAGUGUUCAGACAGAUCUUCAUUCCCAUCCUUCAUGGGCUGGCUCUUGCAGUGAAAGAAUGUUCUUUUGACAGUGACAACUUUAAAUUCCCCCUCAUGGCAUUAGCUGAACUUUGUGAAAUCAAGUUUGGAAAGACUCACCCAGUGUGCAGUUUGGCAACAUCGCUGCCUCUGUGGUGUCCCAAACCACUGAGCCCUGGUUGUGGCAGAGAGAUCCAGAGACUGUCCUACCUGGGAGCCUUCUUCAGCCUCUCUGUGUUUGCUGAGGACGAUACCAAAGUGGGAGACAAGUAUUUCUCGGGCCCUGCUAUCACCAUGGAGAACACGCGAGUUGUCAGCCAAUCAUUGCAGCACUACCUGGAGUCAGCAAGGGGUGACCUGUUCAAAGUUCUCCACAACAUCCUACUAAAUGGAGAGACACGCGAGUUAGCUCUUAAUUACAUGGCAGCUUUAGUCAACUACAAUGUGAAGAAAGCCCAGAUGCAGACCGAUGACAAGCUGGUGUCUACAGACGGCUUCAUGCUCAACUUUUUAUGGGUGCUGCAACAGCUGAGCAUGAAGAUCAAGCUGGAGACAGUGGACCCUUAUUACAUUUUCCAUCCACGCUGUCGCCUUGCUGUCAGCCUAGAGGAAACGCGUCUAAAGGCCACCAUGGAGGAGCUGAAGAGCUGGCUGACUGAACUGCACGAAGACCCCACCAAGUUCUCAGAACCCAAGUUCCCCACCGAGUGCUUCUUCUUGACGCUGCACACCCACCAUUUGUCCAUCCUGCCUGGCUGCAGGCGCUACAUCCGCAGGUUGCGAGCCAUCCGUGAACUGAACAGGACUGUAGAGGAGCUGAAGAACAGUGAAAGCCAAUGGAAAGAUUCUCCUCUGGCCAGUCGACACAGAGAGAUGCUCAAGCGAUGCAAAACCCAGCUCAAGAAACUGGUGCGAGCCAAAGCUUGUGCUGACGUGGGCCUUCUGGAUGAGAACCUGCUCCGCCGAUGUCUGCAGUUCUACAGCACAGUAAUUCAGCUCAUUCUCCGCAUAGUGGACCCUGCCUACCCCAACAUUACUCUGCCACUGAAUCCUGAGAUUCCCAAAAGCUUUGCUGCUCUCCCCGAGUUCUACAUUGAAGAUGUGGCCGAGUUUCUGCUUUUUGUUGUGCAGUAUUCUCCCCAGGUUUUAUAUGAGCCAUGUGUCCAGGACAUUGUCACCUUCUUGGUGGUGUUCAUCUGCAGCCAGAAUUACAUCAGGAACCCCUACCUUAUCGCCAAGUUAGUGGAGGUGCUGUUUGUCACCAACCCCGCUGUACAGCCUCGUACUCAGCGAUUUUCUGAAAUGAUGGAGAACCACCCGUUGUCUGUCAAACAGCUGGUCCCUGCACUCAUGAAGUUCUACACUGAUGUUGAGCAUACUGGCGCCACCAGCGAGUUCUAUGAUAAGUUCACUAUACGGUACCAUAUCAGCACUAUCUUCAAGAGUCUCUGGCAGAACAUUGCCCACCAUGGCACCUUCAUGGAGGAGUUCAACUCUGGCAAGCAGUUUGUGCGCUACAUCAACAUGCUGAUUAACGACACCACCUUCUUGUUAGACGAGAGCCUUGAGUCCCUGAAGCGUAUUCACGAAGUUCAGGAAGAGAUGAAGAAUAAGGAGCAGUGGGAGCAGCUCCCUAGGGAGCAGCAGCAGAGCCGCCAGUCCCAGCUGACUCAGGAUGAGCGGGUGUCCCGCUCCUAUCUGGCCCUGGCCACAGAGACGGUUGAAAUGUUCCACAUCCUAACCAAGCAGGUCCAGAAGCCUUUCCUCAGGCCUGAGCUGGGGCCUCGUUUAGCUGCCAUGCUGAACUUUAACCUCCAGCAGCUCUGUGGGCCUAAGUGUCGGGACCUUAAGGUGGAGAACCCCGAGAAGUAUGGCUUUGAGCCCAAGAAGCUCUUAGACCAGCUGACUGACAUCUACCUGCAACUAGACUGUGCCCGCUUUGCUAAAGCAAUUGCAGACGACCAGCGGUCGUACAGCCGUGAGCUCUUUGAGGAGGUGAUCUCAAAGAUGAGGAAGGCUGGAAUUAAGUCCUCCAUUGCCAUUGAAAAAUUCAAGCUGCUGUCGGAGAAGGUGGAAGAAAUAGUCGCCAAGAACUCCCAGUCUGAAAUGGACUACAGUGAUGCACCUGAUGAGUUCAAAGACCCUCUGAUGGACACACUGAUGACUGACCCAGUGAUGCUGCCUUCGGGGAACAUCAUGGACCGAUCUAUCAUCCUACGCCACCUGCUCAACUCCCCCACUGAUCCCUUCAAUAGGCAGCCACUCACAGAGAGCAUGCUGGAGUCAGUCCCUGAACUGAAGGAGAGGAUCCAUGCCUGGAUGAGAGAGAAACAGGGUGGGCGGCCUGUCUAAGGACCACAUGUCACCAACGUCCGGCCUGCUAACCAUCAUUAAGGGAUCUGUCCAAAUCGCCUGAAUUCAGUGUCACAACUACCAAUGACAACAAAAAACAUUUUAAAUGGAAAAAAAAGGAGACCUGAUUUGAUUUUUUUUUUCUUUUUUUUUUUUUUUUUAUUCGCAUUUACCCUUUUUGUCUCAAACCAUUAUCAUGGUUCUAAAAACAAAACAUAAUAAAGUUAAAACUUUUAAGUUUUUUCUCAUGAGUUUGUGUAUAUAUAUAUCAAAAUAUAUACAUAUAUUUAACAAGAGUUAGUUAAUGCAUUAUAAUGCUGCAAGAUUAAGUUUCCACCAACAGGUUUACCAGCGAGGUGCAAACACUCACUUCACUGAUCAUCUUCCUUUACUGUUCUCAUUUUGUUUUGUAAUACUGUGUAUGUUGGCUUCAUUGAAGACUUAUAAUUAUUUGAGGCAGGUGGGAGGGCAAUACAUUUGGGGGAGUCUGGGUGGGUGCUGAUAAAAUUGCUAGCCCUGAGUUUUCAUUAUGAAGACUGUGACAAUGAUGAACUUGAGUCCACAUAAUGUAUGCUGGUGUCCUAACACAUGCACAGUUUGUGCUUGUAGACGAAGUUCAGAACUGGGAAUAAUCAUUAAGGAUGUAGCUUAACGUAAACUAAUCCUAAAGUUAGCUUCCUUUCGAGUACAGUAGGAAGAUAAGCAGUGGUUUACCAAAAUACAGUAUAUUCAGUUGUUCCUUUUAGUCACAUUCUUCCUGCUCACUUCGAUAAACUGAAUUUACUUCUUGUGUGUGCAUGGCCUCAAGUUCAGAACCUCCUAAGCGCCUCAUGGACAAAUAACCCUCUUUUAGGCGAAGUGAAAGGACAAUGAGAGAAUGUAGCAUGACCACCAGAAACACCAUAGUAGGAGCACACCAUUAAAGUCUGUUCGUCAGAGCCACUGACAUCUCACCUCAACAUGGUCUCUUUCAAAUGGCACUGUACCUAACUUGACCUUGCUGACCUUAACUGUACAGGAAAUGAUUUCCUUUAACCACAUACCUGUUUUGGAAGCUAGGAUUUUGAACUGAAAUAAAUGAUGAU
Molecule: messenger RNA, 5418 nt
Organism: Seriola dumerili (greater amberjack)
Lineage: Eukaryota; Metazoa; Chordata; Actinopteri; Carangiformes; Carangidae
Gene: ube4b
Product: ubiquitination factor E4B
Exons: 30
Coding region: 272-4333 (1353 amino acids)
Biological process (GO): protein polyubiquitination
Cellular component (GO): nucleus; ubiquitin ligase complex; cytoplasm
Molecular function (GO): ubiquitin-ubiquitin ligase activity
Source: RefSeq, a predicted model, not a curated record